Molecule: messenger RNA, 2810 nt
Organism: Temnothorax curvispinosus
Lineage: Eukaryota; Metazoa; Arthropoda; Insecta; Hymenoptera; Formicidae
Product: E3 ubiquitin-protein ligase MARCH2-like
Exons: 6
Coding region: 1603-2523 (306 amino acids)
Biological process (GO): protein ubiquitination
Molecular function (GO): ubiquitin-protein transferase activity; zinc ion binding
Source: RefSeq, a predicted model, not a curated record
UAGAGAUAUAUUUAAGAUAAAUUAUUCACUUCCUCGAGCUUUCGAUAUGAGAAGAUACUUGCUCUCGUUUCCUCGCCAGAGAUGUUUUCUACGAGAGCUUGCCAGGUCUAGCGCACGAGACCUCCGCUCUCCUAAUUCGCCAGGUCAACGGAUAUCCGUAGGCGCGCGUUUCCGAAAAGUGGCCGAGACUCGCCGCAAAUAAUAGCCCUCCGAGUCCUCGUAUCCAAGUCUCGUACCCACAUACAGGCCGGACUUAUGUUUCGCGCGGUGCCGGAAACCGAUUCCGAAAUAUCCCGCGCGAGAUCGCGGAAGCAUUAAAAGAAUAAUCCGGCGGUCCACUCUCGGACCGGAGGCAGCUAGGACGGUGGCGUCGAAAUCUCCGCCCACGAGAAACGUGUCCGAUGCCAAAAACACGGGAUCGGUUUUGUGGCGCGCGACGGUGGUUGUUGACUGAUCGGGCUUCCCGUGGAUAUACCGCGAUCGGAUGGACGCAUUUCCGGCGGCUCCUCGAUUAACAACGCGGAGAAAAUUUCCAACGAACGCGAAAAAGGGCUUCACCAUCGACUUUAAAUCUUAACGAUCCUUCCACGUCCUUCGAGAUUUCAUGAAUGUUAAAUUGAUUUCAAUUUAAUACGAUCUCGAUAUAAUUGAUGUUCAUUAUAUGGCGUAUACCAAUUAAAAUGACUGUAGGACGAGUUAAUGCCGUCAUGAUACUACAACUUCGCGGCCACCACGUCUAAAGAGACUAGAUGAAUCCGCAAUUUCUAAUUUAACGCUGCGCUAUUGGCCGAUAUGCAAUUAGUAGCCUAAUUUCCUGCCGAGGCAUAUAACGCACCAAGGUAACAAACCGGUGCUACCGCUGGUCGAGAGAUUUUAUCGAAACAAAUCACGUCGAUUUGCUACGUCGUUACAUGCAAGAGUUUAAUUGCCUGGGGUCUCCUAUUAGAGCCGAGAUCACUCUGCUGUGCUGCUCAACUAUCGCACGAGCAUCGAAAAAAAUAAUUAACGUGAAAAAUGAAGAUGCGCGACGUGUCCGAGAAUGCUUAAUCCCAGCAUGUGUGAGUGGCAUGCGUUGAGAUAAGCCGUCUCGGUGCGGUCGUGAGGAGCGCGAGACGAUAAGAACAGCUGAUAACAACGCAAAUGCCUUGUCUUCCCGCGGUUGUUUUCAGUGGAGCCGGACACCAUGAAAUUUCGUAUCAUCUUGAACAUCACACCCGUCAUUGCCGCAUGUCUUCCGCGUGCUUAAUUGCGGCGACUUAUAAACUUGCAACAAGGUAAAAUGAGGAAACGUUGUUGAUUUUGGCUUUAGAGAAACUCGCGCGCUGCUCGAUUGACAUAAAGUUGAAUUUAGUUAAAUUUAAUUCGUAAUGGUUCGUUGUAAAGUAUCUAGUUUUUACAUUCUCGAUGUAACAGAUAGAACUUCUGAGCUAACUAAUCGAUUGUUAAAAAGAUCGAUCACAUCAUAUGACUAAUAACGUGACUACGGAACGUGACACAAACGAGCGCAUCUGCCGAUCGCGGCGGGUUGCUGAAAAAUCCUGAAGGAAAAUUUUAGAUUUGUCCCGGAAGCGCGUACACCAAAAUGCGCGCAAAGCACCUUUGAUGUCACACGUCGAGAACGCAGAGCCUAAAAAUGACAGCGGACGUACGAAUGAAAUAGCGGCAAGUGAACGCGAUAAAUCCGUCGCGCAAGUAAGUCCGGAAAGUUCCGUUAAGGAAGAAAUUCAGGCAGUGCCCAAAACGAGCCGAAUAUUGGAUAACGCAAAAGCUGAUCCGGAAACAGAGGGAAAUGACGAGAAAUGUGCCGAUACGGAAUCACAAAAUAAGGAUGACGCGUGUGUUGGCUCCGGCGAUAUUUGUAGAAUCUGUCACAUGGGCGGCGGACAUGCUCCGAUCGCGGAAAACCAUCAGUCAUGUGACUCUGAAAGUCAGGACGAUCAGACAUCAACACCGUCGAACUUCGUUUAUCUCGGUCCUUUGAUCUCGGCUUGCAAAUGCCGGGGUACGGUGGCCCUGGUGCACGCUGAGUGUCUCGAGAGAUGGCUAACCGAGUCCGGUCGCGUGAGAUGCGAGCUCUGCGGCUACAAAUAUGCGAUCAAAAGAGUAAGGCGUUACAGCCUCUUUCGUAGCGUCGUAAUAUGGUUCCGCACCGUAAUAGCCACUCGACAGAUGCUACUCGAUAUCGGGUAUUUGGUGAUGACCACGCCCGUAGCUGCGUUUUCCUGUUACGUGUGCGCCUUGGCCUUGAAAAUGUUGCUGCGAAACGGCUUUUACGAGAUACCCUGGAUGAUAGUCGCCAUGCUACCAACCUGCUUAUUGACGCUGAUAGCUUAUUGGCGAUGGAUAAUUACGUUAGGGAGAUUGCACGGCCAUCGAUGGAGACGCUACUGGAGAAACAACUUCGUGGUUCGUUUGAUUCCCGCUAACGACGUCGAGGACGACAUCGAUCCGGAAAGAAGUCAUUUCGACGUGCAAGACGAUUUUGAACAAUGGAGGAUCGAGGAGAUCGAAGAUCUCGCGUGACUUUUGAUUGUGUCAACCGCGUCAGGAAUAACCUUUUAAUUAUAGGCAAUCGUUUUCUAUUUCUACACUCAUCCCCGUCUCAUUGUCGGAACCUUCAUACAGCUGCACUAUAUUUAAUUGCAUUUUAUUAAUUGAACACUGCAAUUGAAGCUCAUUGCUGCGUAACGAAGACGAUUCGCUGCAUUAUAUAGUUAAAUUAAAAUGCGCAAAUAUGAUUCGAUACGCUUCCGGAAACACACGUGUUUGGAUUUUAUAUUAUUAUUUAAAUCUUGUAUUUUUCUAUGAUA